Molecule: messenger RNA, 4932 nt
Organism: Lates calcarifer (barramundi perch)
Lineage: Eukaryota; Metazoa; Chordata; Actinopteri; Centropomidae
Gene: slc38a9
Product: solute carrier family 38 member 9
Exons: 15
Coding region: 372-1967 (531 amino acids)
Biological process (GO): amino acid transmembrane transport
Molecular function (GO): amino acid transmembrane transporter activity
Source: RefSeq, a predicted model, not a curated record
GAGGAAGCCGGAGGGGCGGGGGAAGAGGCAGUUCACAGUAAUAAUAACAAGACAGAUACAACUCGUCUCUCAUCAGGGGAAAUACCGAUAGUUUCAACUCGUCGUUACACUUCCUCUGCAGUUGUAGAGUUGAGUCAUCCAGUAGGCCUGUUACUGCGGGCUGCGUGUCCUUUUGUGUCUUUUACUGUUGCUGUCCACACCUGUGAGGGAUCAUAAAGAGUGUGUUGACGUCUGAUUCUUAAUCCACUUUACUGGUCACAACAUUUGCUGAUACAGCAAACUUGAGAUGAGCUGAAGACACCGGGGGGAUCCUCACGGCAGACCGUCAGGUGAUGAGAGUUGAAAGGCCGUAGCUGAAAGUCAGAGGUAUCAUGGAGGAAGACAGCAGGCCACUGCUGAGCUCAGAGCAAACUGGAGAGAGCUACUCACACAGAGGCUCAGCAGACUCCCUGGACUUCAAGGCUAAAAGGCCUUUCCACGUAGAGCCCAGGAACAUCGUAGAUGAUGACCCACAGGAAAGAGUAUCUGCUGAGGCUGCCAUCCUCAACAGCAGACUCCACUACUACAGCAGACUGACAGGCUCUUCUGACAGACUACUGAGUCCUCCAAACCAUGUGAUCCCCCGCCCAGAGGAGAUCUACAUCUACAGCCCACUGGGGACGGCUUUCAAGGUGACAGGCAGUGACCCGUCCUCUAAAAACCCCAGUAUCAUCACCAUAUUUGCCAUAUGGAACACAAUGAUGGGCACAUCCAUACUCAGCAUACCUUGGGGCAUAAAGCAGGCUGGUUUCACUCUGGGGAUCCUCAUCCUCAUCUUCACUGGCCUGCUGAUGGUCUACUGUUGUUACAUCGUUCUCAAAUCAUCAAAGGCAAUACCCUACGUGGACACAUCCGACUGGGAAUUCCCUGAUGUUUGUAGGUACUACUUUGGCAAAUUUGGCCAGUGGUCCAGCUUGGUCUUCUCGAUGGUGUCACUUAUUGGAGCCAUGGUGGUUUACUGGGUCCUCAUGUCCAACUUCCUCUACAACACUGGGCAGUUUAUCUACAACUAUGCUCACAAUGUCAACAUGUCAGAUUCGGAGUUCGGAACCAACGGCUCAGAUAAAGUCAUCUGUCCAUACCCAAACACUGACCCUGGAGUGAACAACACCAUCAGCACAGUUUACUUCAUUAACAGUGGAAAUGAUACUUCUGAUGUCAGUUCUUUUGAACACUGGUGGAGCAAAACCAACACCAUCCCCUUCUACCUCAUCAUCCUGCUGCUGCCACUACUCUGCUUCCGCUCAGCAUCCUUCUUUGCAAGGUUCACCUUCUUGGGAACCAUAUCAGUGAUUUACCUGAUUGUUCUGGUCAGUGUUAAAGCUUUCCGCCUCGGCUUCCACCUAGAGUUCCACUGGUUUGACACAACCGAGUUCUUUGUUCCAGAGUUCAGGCUCCUCUUCCCUCAGCUGACUGGUGUCCUCACUCUGGCCUUUUUCAUUCACAACUGCAUCAUCACACUAAUGAAGAGUAACAAGAACCAAGACAAUAAUGUGCGGGACCUGUCCAUUGCCUAUCUUCUAGUAGGGCUGACCUAUCUCUAUGUGGGAGUGUUGAUCUUUGCUGCCUUUCCCUCACCUCCUCUCUUCAAAGACUGCAUUGAACCAAACUUCCUAGAUAACUUCCCCAGCAGUGAUGUGAUGGUUUUUGUGGCUCGGACGUUCCUGUUGUUCCAGAUGAUCACAGUCUACCCCCUGCUGGGAUACUUGGUACGGGUCCAGAUGAUGGGCCAGAUCUUUGGGAAUCAUUACCCCAGUUUCUUCCAUGUCCUGGCACUGAACAUCUUAAUUGUUGGAGCUGGUGUCUUGAUGGCCAAGUUUUAUCCCAAUAUUGGAUCCAUUAUACGUCGUUCGGCUUUGGUACGGGCCAUGGUCAUCCCUCACCCUGACUACUACAAUGCCCCUCUGGUGGAAACCCCUUCACAGUAAGGAAAAGCCUUGCAAAUGAUCCAAAAUGCAGCAGCACGUGUGGUCUUUGAUCAGCCUAAAUGGGCAUGUCUGUCUGCUGUCCACUGACCUCCAAUGGCUAACGACCACCCAUGGCCAAGUGACCAAGUCACUAAUCUGUGUCUGUUGUAGGGAUAGACCGAUUAUCGGUGCCGAUAUUCUGCAUUUUGACGCAUAUCGGCAUCAGCCUUUUUUUUAACUCCGACGGCCGAUAAGAGAUCAAUUUAAAACUGGAUUAUUUUGGCCCUGAUGCAGCCUCACCUCGCUGUCUCCAGCAUUGUCCCACCCACAGCACCAUCUGAUUGGUUACACGCAGAGCCAUGGCACGGGUAACAGCCAAUCAGCAGUGAAAGCUGUGCAUGCACAGUGCUCACACAUGGCAGAGAGGAAGUGAGGAAGAAAGAGUUUUGCUGGGUGGAGAAGCUCCGGAGAGCAGAUAUAUAUUUCUUUAUUUACUGUAGAAAACUUUAGGGAGCUAUUUAUUUGUUUAAGUUUUCAUUUAACUUUAUAAGACAUGCUACUGAGCCUGGGAGCUCCCUGUACUUUUUGUUAGAAUUUCAAAACAAAGAUGUCUAUUGUCUAAGGUAAUAAAUAAUAAAAUAAACAUAUGCUUAAAGGCAUUUAAACAAAGUGAAGUGUUGGAGUUUGUAUUAUCCAAAAUUUUGACGGCAGUAUUUUCACUUUUACUGCAAAUGAAUAUCGGCUCCAAAUAUCGGUUAUUGGCAUUGGUAUCGGCCCUGAAAAAAACAUAUCGAUCUAUCUCUAGUCUGUUGAGUUUGCACCCAUCUCCUUGAACUCAGCCAUACAGGCUUAUGCCCCCUCUUGGGCUCCUCCAAGGAUCAUUGUCUGGCAUGGCCAUCCCUUGCACAUAAGGCAUUUUCAGUCCAGACUGUUCUCAUUUGUGGUCCCCUGAUGGUGGAACAAACUAAGUAGUAUUUAGUACUUACUUUACUUAUUUCAAGGUCUCCUACUGCACUUUAACAUGCAAACAUGUUAGCAUUUCUGGUGCUGUCUUGAAGUCCAGUUGCCCUUGCUUCAACUUUUCUUGGAUACACAGGAACAGCAUAAGUUGGUAACAGUAGUGUCAUUGAGUCAUACAACCAUGCCGGGUGACUAAUGCUGGUUAACAAAUUCAAAGAUGACGUCUCUCUGACAUCUCAGACUUGACAAAGCCGUCCCACAGCCGCAGAAGACGAUACAGAACUAUCUAUUACUCAGAAGGUCACUGUGAUUCCAAAGAAAACAUGCUUUUAUUGUCCAUAAACAUGAAUCACAAAAAGUGCUUAUUUUGGCCUGUCUCGCUUUUCAAGAGGAGCUUCUUCAGACUCCACCAGACGGUCAGUAUGGCUCUGCUGGGGGAGCACAUUUUAGCAAAAGAUUUUGCUUUUUAAAUGGGAAAAAAACAUCAUGAGGAUGUUCAUGUGCAAAGCUGUGUGCUUUUUAUAGUCUCAACAUAUGUGUCACUUUUUCUGUUAAAGCUAGAUUUAUAUUUACUUUUAUUUAGUGUCAGAUUUCACCUAUUGAUAUCACCUCCACAACCCUAGACCCAUGUGUUAACAGGCUCUAUCAUGCUUUGUAUUUCCCACAGUAAGUGUGUUUACAUUUUUUACUUUACAGAUACAGAGCAAGCUAUUUCACUCUCAACAAACUCCACCAGCAUCAGAAACAUGUAGGAGAAACACAAGCAGCCAAUCACAGUUCUUGCCUUAUCUACGUGCUACUGCUGUUGAUGCCAUAGCCCUGACACAUGGUUACAUUUUUAUGGUGGCGCAUGUCAGCUAUGCUUUAAGCUACAGCAAAACCUUGGAGCCCUAUGCAUGUAGCUGUUGUAGACAAUGGUAUGAAGGUAUAAACCCAUCUUAACAUUUCUUACACAUUUGGCAGCACUGUCAGCUGAGGGGUUGAAGGCUCCCUGUCUCUCUCUCCCUCUGUUUCAUAGCAUCUCUUUGUCAGUAAUAAAGGUGUAACAGUUCUUGUUCUUGCCAUUUAUACUACCAAACACACAUCUGUCACUCGCUAGUACAAUUUCAGAGAUUAAGAAGUUUUUUUUUUAAAAGAUUUUCACUGUAUGAGUGAUCUACAUGAAAAAGAUCCACACUCUCUCAAACAUGCCUUUUUUACAUUUUCACUUGGGUGUCAGAUCAGAUAUCAGAUUUUUCCAGUAGAAUUCCCUCCACAUGUCUUAAUUGGUGGAUCUUCCACAUGUAUCCAGCAAAUUGUUAUCUGAUCUCAUAUUAAGCUCUAUCCCAUUUUCCUGUUAUACAUUUAGUUGAAUGAUUCUAAUGCUGAAAUUCCUCUUAUCUUACACUAAUUGUCUGUGCAAAUUGUGUUGGAUCAUACCCUUCAAUUCCAUGGAGGGAUCUGUUAGCCCCUAACACAGAUUCUUUAUAAUCCAUGUGUGUUGUGCACCUGUAGAAACAUAUAUAGCAAAGGUUUGCUACCAGGCAGAUCCUUAUACCCUGAUGAUAUGUUGUUUUCUGUCAUACUUCUGCAUAACAUACAUGAACAUACUUGUUUGAUGCCGUCAUCAUGAUUGAGCAUGGAAGUUCAUUCUUGAUGUAACAGAAUACUCUUCAUCAAUAUUCCCUCUAAGCUGUGCAUCUGCGCAAUCGCACACUGCUCCCGCUUUCUCCGCGCACAGCUAAACUAUGUAACACAUAAAAUUACAGUGUGCACGUCUGAUGUUGCUCACAGUGGUCCAAGGAAUUCUCAGGGAGUUUGUGUGUAUGCUCAGACACAUGAAAAAUUAGGGGGAACAUUGCUCUUCAUGCAACAAAAUAAUCCAAGCUGGAGGGUUUGAAGUGGUUUACCACGGUCAUUCUUGAAUAAAAUGUUAAUUCAUUACAAAUUUUGCAUUUCACCUUUUUUGGAUUGUGUUUAGGAUGCAGCUAAAGUCCUCAGUUUUAUCUGUUAAUGUCCUAUACUGAUGUUAACUCUCUGUCUCCAC